This is a messenger RNA of Etheostoma spectabile (orangethroat darter), 2021 nucleotides long. Its product is annotated as tripartite motif-containing protein 16-like. The record is from RefSeq and is a predicted model, not a curated record. Gene Ontology annotation, molecular function: protein binding; zinc ion binding. NCBI's taxonomy places the organism in Eukaryota, Metazoa, Chordata, Actinopteri, Perciformes, Percidae.
AGGUGCAGGACCUGACAGAAACACACCCUGUUUAGAUCACAGCUUAGAGUAGUUUCAGUUCUCAGGAAGUGAAACUCAGACAGGAGUUGUCUCUGAGAGCAGAAAUGGCGCAGCAAGGAGUUCAGCUGGACCGGGAAACUUUCUCUUGUUCGAUCUGUCUGGAUCUCCUGAAGGAUCCGGUGACUAUUCCCUGUGGACACAGCUACUGCAUGAACUGUAUUAAACGCCAUUGGGGUAAAGAGGACAAGAAGAAAAUCUACAGCUGUCCUCAGUGCAGGAAGAUCUUUCGACAGAGGCCUGUCCUGGUGAAAAACACCAUGUUAGCAGAUUUAGUGGAGGAGCUGAAGAAGACUGGACUCCAGGCUGCUCCUGCUGAUCACUGCUAUGCUGGACCUGAAGAUGUGGCCUGUGAUGUCUGCACUGGGAGAAAACUGAAAGCAGUCAAGUCCUGUCUGGUGUGUCUGGUCUCUUACUGCAAGAAACACCUUCAGACUCAUUAUGACUGUGCUGCGUUUGAGAAACACAAGCUGGUGGAGCCCUCCAAGAAUCUCCAGGAGAACAUCUGCUCUCGUCAUGAUGAGGUGAUGAAGAUGUUCUGCCGUACUGAUCAGCAGUGUAUCUGUUAUCUCUGCUCUGUGGAUGAACAUCAAGGCCACGACACAGUCUCAGCUGCAGCAGAAAGGACUGAGAGGCAGAAAGAGCUCGAGGGGAGUCGAGGACACAUCCAGCAGAGAAUCCAGGACAGAGAGAAAGAAGUGAAGCUGCUUCAACGGGAGGUGGAGGCUAUCAAUCGCUCGGCUAAUAAAGUAGUGAAGGACAGCAAGAAGAUCUUCACUGAGCUGAUCCGUCUCAUGGAGAAAAGACGCUCUGAUGUGGAGCAGAUGGUCCGAGUUCAACAGAAAAGUGAAGUGAGUCGAGUCAAAGAGCUCCAGGAGAAGCUGGAGCAGGAGAUCACAGAGCUGAAGAGGAAAGAAGCUGAGAAAAAGAAGCUCUCAGACACAGAGGAUCACAACCAGUUUCUCCACAACUACUCCUCACUGUCACCACUCAGUGGAUCUACAGACCCCCCCAGCAUAGAUCUCCGUCCUCUGCGCUACUUUGAGGAUGUGACAGCAGCCGUGUCAGAAGCCAGAGAUAAUCUACAGGAGCUUCUAAAUGAGAAAUGGACAAACAUCUCACUGACUGUGACUGAAGUGGAUGUUUUACUGCCACAACCAGAGCCCAAGACCAGAGAGGACUUCCUUAAAUAUUCAUGUGAACUCACACUGGAUCCAAACACAGCAGACACACUGCUGUUAUUAUCUGAGGGGAACAGAAGAGCAACAGUAAUGGAAGAAGAACAGUCUUAUUUUUGGCACCCAGACAGAUUCAGGGACUGGUGUCAGGUCCUGAGUAAAGAAAGUCUAACCAGACGUUGUUACUGGGAGGUGGAGUGGAGAAGGAAUACAGUUACUGUAGCAGUCGCAUACAAGAACAUCAGCAGAAGAGCUGCAUUUGGAGAUAAUGAUAAAUCUUGGGCGUUAAAUUGCAACAAAAAGGGUUCUGCUUUUUGCAACAAAGUCUGGACUACCACCUCAGAUUAUCUGUCUUCCAGACUAGGAGUGUACCUGGAUCACAGCGCAGGUACUCUGUCCUUCUACAGCGUCUCUGAUGACACCAUGACCCUCCUCCACAGAGUCCAGACCACGUUCACCCAGCCCUCUACGCUGGAGUUGGGUUUUUAGUUUAUGGAGACACUGCAGAGUUCUGUAAACUGAAAAAUACAUAAAUUACUCUUUUUUAACUCUAGUGUAUAUGUGUCUCCAUGUUUGUUGCUGAGAGCUGGUUGUUGGGGCAUUUCUUCACUGCAGAGAUCAGCUGUCAAUCAAACAUUAUGGGAUGUCCUUUCACGUCUUCUCUUUAGUUGCUGUGUAAAUGUUUGAGCUCCUUCCUGUGUCUGUUUAAUCAUGAAGGCCAUCACUGAUGCUCAUGAUGAUGUGUGUUGACCUGAACUGAACAUUUUAACUUCUUUGUGCUCUAAA